This is a messenger RNA of Apiotrichum porosum, 2343 nucleotides long. RefSeq lists its product as uncharacterized. The record is from RefSeq and is a predicted model, not a curated record. The transcript is spliced from 4 exons. Bases 1 to 2343 code for a protein of 780 amino acids. Lineage: Eukaryota; Fungi; Basidiomycota; Tremellomycetes; Trichosporonales; Trichosporonaceae.
AUGGGUGGCGACCACAAAUGUCCACUCUGUUCUGCCACCUUUACACGCCCUCAGCAUGUCGGUCGCCACCUUCGUGCCCACACCGGCGACAGACCGUACGAGUGUAAAGAGUGUCCCCUGCGCUUUGCUCGAAGCGACCUUCUCUCGCGCCAUGUAAACAAGGCACACCCUAAAGCAAACGGCGCGCACGACAACGAUCGGAAGAAUGACAAGAAGAACCGCCGCAAGUCGCUGCCCACGCAGCCAAUGGUUCACAAUGUCGCACCCGCUCCGCCGCCAACUUUGGUGAGCACGUCGACUCUUGUUCCAGCACCGCCCGAGCCGACGCCGUACCAGGCUCAGCGCAUGUACCCCAACCAUCCGCUGCUGCAACAAAACCACCCCGCAUCGUGGUCGGCAACGCAGCUCGACCUGGGCGCAGGCGCUGGAGGCACCACCUAUGGUGUUGACAUUCCCGCCACGCAACUGGGCUCACUCGACUCCCAUUCGGCCAUUUCGUUUGGUCACCCAUUCGGUGCCACGACGAUGCACUAUUCCGGGUCUGAGCAUGGGUCCUCGACCUCGCCAGUCGCCUUUGGAUCGAGCAUGCCCUCGUCCUUAUCGUCCCUUGGGUUUGAGUCCAGUCUCAAGAAACGUGCCUGUGAUCAAUGCAAUCACUCAAAGUGUACCUACACCAAGCCACAGCGUGCCCGUUCUAUCGCCUACCCAAUCUCCGCGACCGUUGCCGGCCAGAUGGGUACCUCACCCACUGCUGGCGGCCUCGCUCAAUCUCCGACGGCUGGCUUCCACCCUUCUUCUGGUGGCAGCCCCCGUCUGACCCACAGCGUCUACGAACGGCGUAGCUCGGGCCCUGCUUCCAUGACCUUCCUGACCUCUGACGCGCUCUUUGGCGCCAACCGCCUCCAUGGCAGGCCUCCUGUUCCUGAUCCCCAGUGGGAGACCGCCCCUGCCCAAGGACGCCAGGGUCUCCAAGUGGCGACUGGCUUGGGCGGGCAGUUCAUCUCACAGUCUCCGACUUCUGGGGCCAUGGGUCUGACCCUCACGCCGACCCUCACCAACUCUACCAGCCCGACCACAUCAGAGAGCACCGACCGUCGUGGCAGCUCAAACAGUGCCAUGCUUGGUAGCUGGAGCCUGCCUCCAAGCGUCGUGAGCCAAGAGUCGGCCGUCAACUUUGUCAACGGCUACGUACCCACCUCGGACCAGUCAGGCCUCCCCACCGUUUUCCAGACCAACCAGCGGUUUGUUUGGCCAAACUCUGCCGGUGGAUUUGACCCUUCGACCCUUCCGUCUGGGUCAGCGCUCGCGGCUUCGGAGGAUGAAGAGACGCCGCCCGGUACUGCCAACGAGGACUCGGUCCCUCACCGCCGUCGCUCCAGUGCGGGCGUGUGGGCCAACGCUCUCCAGCAGAUGAGGCUCGACGACCCCACCACUGCUCCCGUCAUGCCGGUCGCUGAGCAGCAGCAGCAACAGCAGCAGAUGGGAAACUUCCAGUACCCGCCACGACACACGACCUUCCCGUUCCUCGAGAACGAGCUGCAGCCCAACAGCCGUCCCCCGAGCAGCUCGGACGGCCUCUGGAAGUACUUCCUCGAUCCCAUGGCUCUUGCCACGCCCGAGAAGAUGCCCGAUGUCGAUCUCGUGGACCUGGAGACGCCGCGUGGUCUGAGCAAGUCCAACUCAAUGCCCGACCUCACGACUCCCCCCAUGGACGCCGCUGCGUACCCUGCAUUCCCUGGUCCGCUUGACGGCUUCGCUCAUGCUCAUGAGCACGACCGUGACUGCAUGAUCGACCCCCGCGAUGAUGCCACCAUUGCAAAGUGGAAGGACCACAUCCAACAGCGCCACGCCUCGUUCAGCAUGAACCUCGACCCGGACCUCAAUGUGCGCACCAAGCAGCUCACAAACGCCACAUUUGCGUCCUCGACGAACCGACUCGUCCGCCCGCCCGUCCACAUCCUUCACUCGUCGGCCCUUGAUCAGACGCUGGCACCCGAGCGCACACCAAGCUUUGGCUCGCCUAUGAUUGACCAGAACGGCGCCCUCCUCACCCCCGGUGGCAACAUGUUCAGGAACUCGAGGACGCCCACCAAGAUGUUCAACCUGUACCACUCCAUGGAUGUGCGCCCUGGCAACAAGCGUCAGGCGAGCCAGACGCUCAUCAGCGACUCGCAGAAGCGCGGUUCCUUCUCUGCCUGGGCCGAUGACGAGGGCGGGCCAGACGACAAUAUUUCAACCCCCAACUCGCGUCGCGGGUCUGGUCCGGCGGCGGCCAAGACCCCCAACAUGCCCAUGGCGCUGCAGACAAGCUGGGUGUCCACAGACCCUUCGCGCGCGUCGUAG